CUCGGGGGUUGUUCGCAUAAAGUUACGGAUUGACUGACGUUGAGUUUGUGCGGGGAUUAGUGCGAAUAUAUUUUUGGAUCUCGCACCCCGUCGAUAAUCGCCAUUUUGUCCGAUACCGACGGAACUUGAUCACCUGUCUGUUCUAUUUGCUGGCGAUUGUGAUGUCACAGAUAAUAAAAUUCGAAAACGACGACGUACAAUAUGUUUUGGGGGGCGGUGAAUUGGUUCUGGACUCGUCACAGCUCACCGAGGACGUCGUGUAUUCGGAUGGGUCCCAAACAAUUGUGGUGAAUGGUCACUUCCUCCAAAGCGAUGGACAACAAACUAUUGUCUUGCACGAAGGAGAUGACAUAACUCAAUAUUACAUCAACAAUGAGAACGGAACUUAUUCGCAGGUUGCGGAUCAGGCAAACAAAUGUUUCUCCGAGGUUCUUAUUACUGACAACAAUGAAUUGGAAGGUAUUGCUUCGAUGGAAGAUGGGAACAUUGUGCAAUACGUGGAAGACGAGGAUAAUUCCCAAGGCGACGUGAUUUACAUCACUGAUGACCAACAAUUAAUCACAAUGCCUGAGUUUAAGGUCAAGAAUCUGGAACAAGACAAUGUGAACUGUGAUCCUCAGAUUGUUGAUAUUGAUGACUUAAUACAACAACAACAGAGUGAGGGAGAAACUGGUGUAAUGAGCAACAGCACUGAAUAUCAAUAUGCCAUCCUAAAAGACGGCAAGCUCCACAUCCAGACCUACGACCCGGACGCGAUAGUCGAGAACACCUACGAAGAACCAGAAAACAGCAGUGAAGACUUGGACCUGUCAAAGAUCACAGGGAAAAACUUAAUAACCGGCCAAACUGUAACCCUGCAUGGUUACAUCGACAAGUUACAACGCAAAAACGUCGAAAUGUUGGCCACCAAUACGAACCACAGGAGGCAGAAGAACGAUCUCGACAAGCUGCUGCACAAGAAGCUGAUGCUGUGCAAGACCAACGACGGCAAACGGUUGGUCGGCAAGAUCAUACAUGUGGAGAAGAACUCGCGAAAGCCGGAGGCGAACGGGACGCCACAGGUGGUGGAGCCGGAACCGGUGGCUGCGAGCACCGGGGCUGAGGCGAUGGUGCACAGGGUCGAAGAGUUUGCUGAGGAUGAGCUGAUCGUCGACAGUGCUUUGAAUGAAGACUCAAUAGAAGAAACUGUGAUAGAAGAACCGAAAUUGGAUGAAACCAUAGGCCCCGAAUCCGAGGACAUGGAACACAUAUCACGCACACUAGCCGGCCUCAUGGACAUGGACACAGUGAAGAAGAAGCUGUUCUCCCGCAUCAUAAGAGUGCGACUCAUUGAGAAGCGGACCGUCGAGGACAAAAUAAGGAAACGCAUCGUCCUGACCUACGGCUACAUGUCGAACCAGUCCAAAGUCAGCGACGAGGACAUCUGGAGCUUCGUUCCAUGUGACAACGAAUCAAUGCGUUCUUGGGACAUGGUUUACAUAACGAUUCAAGUAACAAUCGACCGCUUUGGCCAGCGUAAGAUCAAGGUGUUACUUAACGACGACUACGAGUGUAGCGUGUGCACACGCAAGUUUCCGUCCCUCCUGAAGCUCAAGAAGCACACGGAGACUUGCAGGAGCAGCGAUUGUACUUGCCCUCCAGGGAAAAAGGUGGCCAAAUCGAUGCAAUGCACGCAUUGCACAAAGCGCUUUGCCAAGUCGUCGGAGCUGCAGGAGCACAAGAAGCUGCACGACGGAAGCUACUACAAGUGUUAUGCUUGUGGACGUGCUUUUUCUAGAUACUCCAACUUGAUGAGGCACAUUGCAAUCCACAAGGGGCAAGAGGCAAAUUAUAAGUGUGAUAUGUGUGGGUCUUCCUACAACUUUAUGUCCUCCCUGACUAGACAUAUUGUCCAACACCACAUUAGCAAAGAUAGGACUGCCAGUGAAGCCACCAGCAGUUAAUGAUGAUUUAGACUUUUUUACAUAACUUAAUAUGUAGGUGAUAUGAAUUUUUCUAACUUAAACCUUUUGUUACAUAAGUAAUGUUAAAAUUUCCUCUGUAAAUAGUAUAUUUAUUUUGUACAUUCUGAAAGUUUUAUAAUCAAAUAAAUAAAACAUUAUGCACUAAAACACUAA
Aethina tumida (small hive beetle) is the source of this 2117-nucleotide messenger RNA. Its product is annotated as zinc finger protein 624. The record is from RefSeq and is a predicted model, not a curated record. Gene Ontology annotation, molecular function: RNA polymerase II cis-regulatory region sequence-specific DNA binding; DNA-binding transcription factor activity, RNA polymerase II-specific. Bases 162 to 1943 code for a protein of 593 amino acids. NCBI's taxonomy places the organism in Eukaryota, Metazoa, Arthropoda, Insecta, Coleoptera, Nitidulidae. Gene Ontology annotation, biological process: regulation of DNA-templated transcription. The transcript is spliced from 8 exons.